Messenger RNA from Megachile rotundata (alfalfa leafcutting bee), 3410 nucleotides. Its product is annotated as N-acetylgalactosaminyltransferase 6. Gene Ontology annotation, molecular function: polypeptide N-acetylgalactosaminyltransferase activity. Gene Ontology annotation, cellular component: Golgi apparatus. Gene Ontology annotation, biological process: protein O-linked glycosylation. The record is from RefSeq and is a predicted model, not a curated record. Lineage: Eukaryota; Metazoa; Arthropoda; Insecta; Hymenoptera; Megachilidae.
CGCGAAGAAAUUAAUGAUUUAUAAUACUUUUCAUACCUUAUCUUAAAAAGUUUGUACAUUGAUAAAGUUAUUUGCAUAUGACAAUGAAUGCAAAAUGAUUUAAAACGUAACAUUAAAAAUAACUCGAUAAUAAAUUACGUGGCAAUAAAGUAAUUCGAAUAAUUAUGCAUUAUCCUAAUGCAUUAUUCAUGACCUAACUCAAUAGCUCUAAUGUAAUCCUGAUGUAACCAUAUUGUAUAUAAACAAAUUGAUGCUAAUGAACUUGCGCGAAUGUUAAGUCGGGUUAUAUUGGAUAUACAAAGUGUGGGCGGUAUGAUUGAAAGAUGCACUUUUGCAUAUCGAAUGCAACUGGUCAUCGAGAAGUGCUUCGAUCACGAAGGAUCGAUCCUCAGUCGACGCGUGGCAACCGUGUCUGCUUGGUGUGUGUUGUCGUUACGAUUUACCUAAACGAUUUUGACACGUAGAUAAUAACUGAUAAGGAAUCGUAGUCAGACAAAUGAGGUUAGUGUUAUGUAGAUAGUUAGUUAAGCGGGUGGCUAGUAGCGGGCUUUCACAUAAUGAUGAAAAGAAAUGUAGUAAGCCUGAUAAAGUUCUUCUUUCUGGCGGCUUUUACUGUUUUCCUGACCGUUGUUGUGUUCCGCUACAUACGGACGUCACCUAACCAUGAAUUUCCAACACCGGUAACCGCAUAUUUGGCAGUCAACACUGAUAGUGCAAGAAGCUCGUUUGAUUCGAGGCAGAAUAUCAAGGAACAUCUCCAUCAGGUACGGGUUAAAGACCUGCUCAUUAUCGGCAAGGAUACAGAUGGAAAAAUAGAUUGGCACGAUUACAAACAAAUUGAAGAAGAUGCAAAGAGAAGCGGAACAGGUGAACAUGGAAAGCCAGCAUUUCUUUCUCCAUCCCUUGAUUCGUUGAAGGAAAAACUGUAUCAGGUGAAUGGUUUUAACGCCGCGCUCAGUGAUGAAAUUUCAAUGAAUCGCUCUGUACCUGAUAUUAGACAUCCAGAUUGUAAAAAGAAGAAAUACUUAAAGAAUCUUGAUGCAGUCUCUGUGAUAGUCUCCUUUCAUAACGAACACUUUAGCACUUUAAUGCGUACUUGUUGGAGCGUUAUCAAUCGUUCACCAGCGUCGCUUUUAGAAGAAAUAAUAUUGGUCGACGAUGCAAGCACCAAGGUGGAGCUGAAGAAAGAGUUAGACGAUUAUGUUGCUCAACGCUUGCCAAAAGUGAAGAUCAUAAGGUUGCCACAACGAUCUGGAUUGAUUAAAGGUCGAUUAGCUGGAGCAAAAGUUGCUAAAGCUAAAGUACUUGUAUUUUUGGACUCUCACAGCGAGGCAAAUGUAAAUUGGUUACCACCUCUGUUAGAACCCAUAGCACAAAACUACAGAACUUGCGUGUGCCCUUUCAUUGACGUAAUAGCUUAUGAAACAUUCGAAUAUAGAGCUCAAGAUGAAGGAGCUAGAGGGGCUUUCGAUUGGGAAUUGUACUAUAAGAGAUUGCCAUUAUUACCCGAAGAUCUUAAACACCCAACAUUACCAUUCAAGAGUCCAGUUAUGGCAGGUGGUCUCUUUGCCAUAAGUGCUAAAUUUUUCUGGGAAUUGGGUGGAUACGAUCCAGAGUUAGAUAUAUGGGGUGGUGAGCAGUACGAAUUAUCCUUUAAAAUUUGGCAAUGUGGCGGUGAAAUGUAUGAUGCUCCUUGCUCAAGAGUGGGACACAUUUAUAGAAAAUUCCCUCCUUUCCCUAAUCCAGGCAAAGGAGACUUCUUAGGCAAAAAUUACAAGAGAGUCGCCGAGGUAUGGAUGGAUGAAUACGCGGAAUACAUCUAUAGACGGCGUCCACACUUAAGAUCACUGGAUCCAGGAAAUUUGACAAAACAGAAAAAUUUGAGAGCCAGGCUACAUUGCAAGCCAUUCAAGUGGUUCAUGGAAAACGUAGCAUUCGAUCUUGUCGACGUAUACCCUCCCAUAGAACCUGACGACUUUGCAUCCGGAGAGAUUCGUAACAUGGGUGUACCGGAGUUAUGUUUAGACGCGAAAAAAAGAAAAAAGGACGAAUUGGUGGUAGUCGAUAUUUGUAUGAAAGAUAACUCAAAAAUCAUAGGGGAACAAGAGUUCAAAUUAACUUGGCACAAAGAUAUCAGACCAAAAGAUCGCACAGAAUGUUUAGAUGUUUCUCGAGGAGACGCAAAAGCUCCUGUCAGUUUGUAUCCUUGUCACGGUGGCCAAGGAAAUCAGUUAUGGCGGUACAACGUUGAAAAACAGUGGUUGAUGCAUGGCUAUUCGUCGAGAUGUUUAGACACAGACCCAGCGAGUAAAAAAGUGUUCGUAACAAAUUGUGAUUCGACGUCUCCUACCCAAAAAUGGAGAAUCGAGAAAGUAAACAUGAAAGCUAUUAAUAAUUGGGACAACGUGGGACCGAAACGACACUGAUUCCUCGCUUUUUAUUGCCGCCAUUUUUUUAGCCCUAUUUAAGUAUCUAACUUCUAAUUAUCCAUAUGUACAUAAACGACAUAUGCCCUACUUUUAUCGACUAGUCAUACGAAAUCGUAAUUUUUGGGUUCACUUUUCUCCCCAUCAUGAUACAAGGGUCACGAAGUUAUGUUAUAUAAAAGCAGAUUGUACUUUUUAUCGAUCUUAUAGUAUCGAUGAAAUCGUUUUAAUAUCGUCUGUACGAAAUGUAAAUAUUGUAUGAACCCUCUGUUGUGCCUUACACGUAUAGCUGCAUUUAGAACCGCGUGUUAACUCCAUUAAUUACUUUACGAAAAAGUAACUUCGCUUUACUGCUCAAUUUUUAUUUAUUAUAGACCUUUUUAGUUCGAUUUUCAAUCGACAUUAUAUAUUUAAGAGCGUAUAAGAACUGAUCGAAUCACGAACUUUCUUUAUUGCCAAAUUUUUAACGAUUUAAUUAAGUCUAUCUCGAUGACUGAUGUAUAAUGUAUCCUCUUUUAAUCGUUCGAUUCAACGCGAUACGGAAAAUAAAAUGUUUCUCGUAGAUCGCCGAAUAUUCUUUUGUGCAAUUCAAAUAAACAAAAAAUUCCAUUGAAUGCACUGUUAAGUAGUAAUUUUAGAGGAAUAAACUGCGACAAAUUCUACGAUUUUUAUACGGUCCACUACGGUUUUUAAUACAGUUUAUAUUAUACGGCGAUUGAUUUUAGCACAGAAUCGAGUUGAAUCUAUAUUUUAUAGGAAAUUAUGUAUCUUUGUUCUAUUUUAUCGGGAUAAUCUCCGAAUGAUUCGACUGUGAUCGACGUCGAUUUUACUGGUUCCAAUGAAUGGUUGCGCUUGUUAUUGCAACUAUUUUUGUAAAACGUUUGCAUAAUUUAAUAAACAUUUUUAUAACACGAUGUGAUCGAAAAGCAUUGUUAAAAGACUACCUUAACAUUAUGAGAUUUGAAGAAAAAUAUAAAUUUCGUU